ACAGUAUGCGGUGCAGCGAUGGCAGGCAAGGGUAAGACCGUGGUGAGGACGCUGGAGGAUCUCACGCUUGAUUCUGGGUAUGGUGGAGCCGCGGACUCGGUCAGGUCUUCCAGCGUGUCCCUGUGCUGCUCGGACACACAGCAGUCCAUUACGCACGGGGGGGGCGCCUGCUGGCAUCUGACGGAGUCCAUGCACAGCCGACAGAACAGCGUGGACACGGUGAACACCGUCCUGGCGGAGGACAUCGUGGACACCCUGGAGUGCUCGGGUCAGUGCGUAAAGCUGCCCGAGCUGGAGGACGUGCCAUGGAGCCUCGGGGAGGUGGAGGGCGCGCUGCGGAGGGACGAGGACCUGAUGCUGGGCAACCCGCCGCCGGAGGUCCUGGCCCGGCUGUCGGUCCUCAUCGGCCGGGCACUGGUGCGUGUGGCCCGGGAGGCACAGCGGCUCAGCCUCCGCUACGCCAAGUGCACCAAGCACGAGAUCCAGAGCUCCAUCAAGGUGGUGCUGUCCUGGACCGUGUCCGUCCACUGCAUCACGGCGGCCCUGAGCGCGCUGUCCCUGUACAACAUGAGCACCGGGGACAAGUUCAGCCGAGGCAAGUCCCUGCGCUGCGGGCUGGUGUUCUCCGUGGGGAAGUUCUUCAGGUGGAUGGUGGACAGCCGGGUGGCCCUCAGGAUCCACGAGCACGCCGCCAUCUACCUCACCGCCUGCAUGGAGAGCCUGUUCCGGGAGGUGUUCGGCCGCGUCCUGCGCAGCGCGCUGCUGGAGAGGGACAACGGGGUGCCUAAGUUCACCCUGGAGUCCCUGGAGCAAGCCAUCAACGGGGACUCGGAGACGUGGGGUCUGCUGCAGCCCCACCAGCACCUCAUCUGUGGCAAGAACUCCAGCGGUGCACUGAGCCUGCCGGAGAGUUUGAACCUGCACCGGGACCAGCAGCGCUCCGGGAGGGGCGGCGAGGGCCAGGGCUACUCGCAGGCCGAGCUCCGCACACUGGAGCAGUCGCUCCUCGCCACCCGGGUGGGCAGCAUCGCUGAGCUGAGUGACUUGGUUUCCCGGGCCAUGCACCACCUGCAGCCGCUGCACAUCAAAAACCCCAGCAAUGGCACGCCGGUCCACCAGAAGACCAGCAGCCCGGUGCAUUGGGAACCCGAGGCGCUCUACACCCUGUGCUACUUCAUGCACUGCCCACAGAUGGAAUGGGAGAACCCGAAUGUGGAGCCGUCCAAGGUCACGCUGCAGACUGAGAGGCCGUUCCUGGUGCUGCCGCCGCUGAUGGAGUGGAUUCGGGUGGCGGUCGCCCACACCGAGCACCGGCGGAGCUUCUCUGUGGACAGCGACGACGUAAGGCAGGCGGCCCGGCUGCUGCUGCCCGGUGUGGACUGUGAACCCCGGCAGAUAAAAGCGGAGGAUUGUUUCUGUGCCACCAGGAAGUUGGACGCAGCCUCCACCGAGGCCAAGUUCCUGCAGGACCUGGGCUUCAGGAUGCUCAACUGCGGGCGGACAGACCUGGUCAAGCAGGCGGUGAACCUGCUGGGGCCUGAUGGCAUCAACAGCAUGAGCGAGCAGGGCAUGACCCCUCUCAUGUACGCCUGCGUCCGCGGCGACGAGGCCAUGGUCCAGAUGCUGCUGGACGCCGGGGCCGACAUCAACAGCGAGGUGCCCACCACAGUAAACAAGCACCCCUCAGUUUAUCCUGAAACGCGCCAGGGGACGCCGCUCACUUUCGCUGUGUUGCACGGACACGUCCCUGUCGUGCAGUUGCUGCUGGAUAACAGAGCGAAUGUGGAGGGCGCCCUGCAGGAUGGGGCUGAGAACUACACGGAGACGCCGCUUCAGCUCGCCGCCGCUGCAGGGAACUUUGAGCUGGUGAGUUUGCUUUUGGAAAGAGGGGCCGACCCCAUGAUUGGGACCAUGUGUCGAAACGGCAUCUCGUCUGCUCCACUGGGCGACAUGAACUCCUACAGCCUGGCAGCAGCACACGGCCACAGGAAUGUCUUUCGGAAGCUGCUGUCCCAGUCGGAGAAGGACAAGGGGGACGUGCUGUCCCUGGAGGAGAUCCUGGCCGAGGGUUCGGAUCCUGGGGAGAAGAGGUUGGCUCUGCAGGCCAACAGCGGCAGCGGGACCCUGCGAACAGGAAAGGCCAAACUGAGAGCCCUGAGAGAGGCCAUGUACCAUAGUGCAGAGCACGGCCAUGUGGACAUCACCAUAGACAUCCGCAGCUUAGGCGUUCCCUGGACGCUGCACACCUGGCUCGAGUCCCUGCGCACCUGCUUCGUCCAGCACCGCCGGCCACUGAUCCAGGGCCUGCUCAAAGACUUCAGCUGCAUCCAGGAGGACGAGUACACGGAGGAGCUGAUCACACACGGCCUGCCGCUCAUGUUCCAGAUCCUCCGCACCAGCAAGAACGAGGUGAUUAGCCAGCAGCUGUCGGUUAUUUUCACCCAGUGUUACGGGCCCUUCCCCAUCCCCAAGCUGACGGAGAUCAAGAGGAAACAGACCUCGCGCUUAGACCCUCUCUUCCUGAACAACAAGGACAUCUCUGACGUCACGUUCCUGGUGGAGGGGAAACCGUUUUAUGCACAUAAAGUUUUGCUGUUUACAGCUUCAGCCAGGUUCAAGUUGCUGCUUCAGAACCGACCAGCAGCAGAAAACACCUGUAUUGAGAUCAGUCACGUCAAGUACAACAUAUUUCACCUGGUGAUGCAGUAUCUGUACUGCGGAGGCACUGAGUCGCUGCACAUACGCAACACUGAAGUCAUGGAGCUCCUGUCUGCAGCCAAGUUCUUCCAACUAGAGGGCCUUCAGAGACACUGUGAGAUCAUCUGCUCCAAGAACAUCACCACGGAAACCUGUGUGGACCUCUACAAGCACGCCAAGUUCCUUGGCGCGUCUGAGCUGACGGCUUUCAUCGAGGGCUAUUUCCUGAAGAACAUGGUGCUGCUGAUCGAGCUCGACGCCUUCAAGCAGCUCCUGUACGAGCCUCCUCCGGCCGAGAGCCCCGUGUCCAGCCCCGGCAUCUGCUCCGACAUCCUCCUGGACCUGGAGAAGACUCUGGCCACGCGCAUCCACUCCAUCCACCUCUCCACCUCCAAGGGCUCGGUGGUGUGACGCCGUCCUCACCGGGGGCCUUUCCCAUCCGGAUGCAGCAUCCAUGUAACGCCACCGUUAACACACUGUCACCCCGUCCACCUGCCCUGGCC
Messenger RNA from Limanda limanda (common dab), 3200 nucleotides. RefSeq names its product BTB (POZ) domain containing 11a (gene abtb3a). Gene Ontology annotation, molecular function: protein heterodimerization activity. The transcript has 17 exons. The coding region runs from base 19 to 3108 and encodes 1029 amino acids. Lineage: Eukaryota; Metazoa; Chordata; Actinopteri; Pleuronectiformes; Pleuronectidae. The record is from RefSeq and is a predicted model, not a curated record.